GCAUAUAUGGCAGCAAUUGCAUGUACAACAUACACAAACAGAAAUAGUUCUGGAGAUCUAGCAAUGGCUUCACCAUUCACUGCACCUUCAAUGAUUAUGGAAGAGGAGAGGAGAUUCGAGGCAGAGGUGGCGGAGGUGCAAGCAUGGUGGAACUCCGAGAGGUUCAAGCUAACGCGCCGCCCGUACACGGCGAGGGACGUGGUGGCGCUACGCGGCCACCUGAGGCAGGGCUACGGGUCGAACGAGAUGGCGAAGAAGCUUUGGAGGACGCUGAAGAAUCACCAGGCCAAUGGCACGGCGUCGCGAACGUUCGGUGCUCUUGACCCUGUUCAGGUCACCAUGAUGGCUAAACAUUUGGACACCAUUUAUGUCUCCGGCUGGCAGUGCUCCUCCACCCACACCACCUCCAACGAGCCCGGCCCGGACCUCGCCGAUUAUCCGUACGACACCGUCCCUAAUAAGGUCCAACACCUCUUCUUUGCCCAGCAGUACCAUGAUAGAAAACAGAGGGAGGCCCGAAUGAACAUGAGCCGGGAAGAGAGGGCCAGAACUCCCUUCAUUGAUUACUUGAAGCCCAUCAUUGCCGACGGCGACACCGGCUUCGGCGGCACCACCGCCACCGUCAAGCUCUGCAAGCUUUUCGUGGAGCGCGGCGCGGCGGGAGUGCACAUUGAGGACCAGUCCUCCGUGACCAAGAAAUGCGGACACAUGGCCGGGAAAGUACUGGUGGCCGUGAGCGAGCAUAUCAACCGGCUCGUGGCCGCCAGGCUGCAGUUUGAUAUCAUGGAAACGGAAACCGUCCUGGUGGCGAGAACCGACGCCGUGGCGGCGACUUUAAUCCAAACCAAUGUCGACACCAGGGACCAUCAGUUCAUUCUGGGGGUAACAAACCCGGCACUAAAAGGCAAGGGCUUGGCAACCAUCUUGGCCGAGGCCAUGGCCGCCGGAAAAACAGGGCCGGAGCUUCAAGCCAUUGAGGAUAACUGGCUAGCAAUGGCUGAGCUGAAAACGUUCUCGGAAACCGUGGUUGACGCAAUCAACAGGCUCAACAUAGGAGAAUCCGAGAAACAGAGGAGAUUGAAGGAAUGGAUGAAUCAUUCAAGCUACGAGAAAUGCCUGUCAAAUUUCCAGGCCAGAGAAAUCGCUGAAAAUCUGGGCAUUAACAAUCUCUUCUGGGAUUGGGACCUGCCAAGAACCAGGGAAGGGUUCUACAGGUUUAAAGGCUCAGUCAUGGCUGCCAUCGUUAGAGGCUGGGCAUUCGCCCCACACUCCGAUCUAAUCUGGAUGGAAACCUCAAGCCCUGAUUUGGUCGAAUGCACAAAAUUCGCGCAGGGAAUGAAGUCCGUGCACCCUGAAAUGAUGCUGGCUUACAAUCUCUCGCCGUCGUUCAACUGGGAUGCGUCCGGAAUGAACGAUAAUCAGAUGAAGGAUUUCAUUCCCAGGAUUGCCAAACUGGGAUACUGCUGGCAGUUCAUCACUCUCGCUGGCUUCCAUGGCAACGCCCUCAUCAUCGAUACAUUCGCUAAGGAUUUCGCGACGAGGGGAAUGCUGGCAUAUGUGGAGAAGAUACAGAGAGAGGAGAGGAGCAAUGGAGUUGACACAUUGGCUCAUCAGAAAUGGUCCGGCGCUAACUACUAUGACAGAGUCCUCAGAACUGUCCAGGGAGGCAUCACCUCUACUGCUGCUAUGGGAAAAGGGGUGACUGAGGAACAGUUCCAGGAAACAUGGACAAGGCCAGGAACAACAAACAUGGGAGAUGGCGGUGUGGUGAUUGCCAAGGCAAGAAUGUAGUACGAACUCCAUUCUCAAUAAAGAAGAUGAAGUGGGAGCUUUGGAUCAUCUCAACUUCCAGUUUCAGCUUGUGAAACCUUUGUGUUUUUUAAUGUACUAUAAUAAUCUUUGUGGUAUUGGGUCAUUCUGGGCAUUUUUUUUGUCCCUCCUAAGUCAUAAACUGCCUGAUAAUUAUCAGUGCUACCUACUAGGCUACUAUAUGUAUUCAUAUCUC
Messenger RNA from Ipomoea nil (Japanese morning glory), 2005 nucleotides. Its product is annotated as isocitrate lyase. Gene Ontology annotation, molecular function: isocitrate lyase activity. Bases 7 to 1791 code for a protein of 594 amino acids. The transcript has 3 exons. Gene Ontology annotation, cellular component: glyoxysome. NCBI's taxonomy places the organism in Eukaryota, Viridiplantae, Streptophyta, Magnoliopsida, Solanales, Convolvulaceae. The record is from RefSeq and is a predicted model, not a curated record. Gene Ontology annotation, biological process: carboxylic acid metabolic process.